AUGGUGGUCAUCUGGCUCUUUGAUAGAUGUAUCCAAGAUGAACAAGAGUUGAUUAAACGUGUUGAAUUCUUGAUGUAUGUUUUAAACACUGUGAUCCGGAUGAAAAACAUAUCUGUUGUUUAUUUAUCGAGGUCAUACAGUUCAUGCCUCCAAGAAGACUCAGAAGAAUUCAAUAGGCAACAACUUGCCCCGAAAAGUGCUAUCCAGAGUCUUCUGAGAGGAUUACAAUGUUGUGGUGAAGGCAAGAUUCGAUCCUAG
Molecule: messenger RNA, 258 nt
Organism: Dovyalis caffra
Lineage: Eukaryota; Viridiplantae; Streptophyta; Magnoliopsida; Malpighiales; Salicaceae
Source: the annotation of a GenBank genome assembly